Molecule: messenger RNA, 792 nt
Organism: Bathycoccus prasinos
Lineage: Eukaryota; Viridiplantae; Chlorophyta; Mamiellophyceae; Mamiellales; Bathycoccaceae
Product: heat shock protein 70
Exons: 3
Coding region: 1-792 (263 amino acids)
Biological process (GO): protein refolding; cellular response to unfolded protein; endoplasmic reticulum unfolded protein response
Cellular component (GO): cytoplasm; nucleus; endoplasmic reticulum chaperone complex
Molecular function (GO): ATP hydrolysis activity; misfolded protein binding; ATP-dependent protein folding chaperone
Source: RefSeq, a predicted model, not a curated record
AUGCUGACUUUUAUUUUGUUUCCAGUCUCUUUUGUGCUGCUUUUAUUAUCAGCGUUCGCCGACGACUCCGGUGAAAAGCUCGGUACCGUGAUCGGAAUCGAUCUGGGUACCACGUACUCUUGCGUCGGAGCAUACGUUAACGGGAAAGUUGAAAUAAUUGCAAAUGACCAAGGCAAUAGGAUUACUCCAUCUUACGUUGCAUUUACGGAUACUGAGCGUCUGAUCGGAGAUGCUGCAAAAAAUCAAGCCACCUCCAAUCCAACACGAACCGUUUUUGACGCUAAAAGAUUGAUUGGGAGAAAAUAUUCUGACAAAGAUGUUCAGCGCGAUCUGAAAAUGUUCCCUUUCAAAGUUGUCAACAAAGAGAGCAAACCUUGCAUCGAAGUUGACUUGAAGGAGGGGAAGAAGGUCUUUCAAGCUGAAGAAAUUUCAGCCAUGGUUCUUGUUAAAAUGAAAGAAACGGCAGAGGGAUACCUCGGGAAGCAAAUUAAAAAUGCUGUUGUAACCGUACCUGCUUACUUUUCUUUCUUAGCAUAUUUCAAUGAUGCACAGCGUCAAGCAACAAAAGAUGCGGGGACAAUCGCGGGACUCAACGUUGCAAGAAUUAUCAAUGAACCUACUGCGGCGGCCAUCGCCUAUGGUCUUGACAAGAAAGGCGAGAAGAAUAUUCUUGUUUUUGACCUUGGUGGAGGCACAUUCGAUGUUUCCAUUUUAACUAUUGAUAACGGUGUAUUUGAAGUUAUUUCAACAAAUGGAGAUACGCACCUCGGGGGUAAGUUCAAUACUAUGUAA